Messenger RNA from Notothenia coriiceps (black rockcod), 1851 nucleotides. RefSeq names its product elongation of very long chain fatty acids protein 6-like. The record is from RefSeq and is a predicted model, not a curated record. Lineage: Eukaryota; Metazoa; Chordata; Actinopteri; Perciformes; Nototheniidae. Gene Ontology annotation, biological process: fatty acid elongation, polyunsaturated fatty acid; sphingolipid biosynthetic process; fatty acid elongation, monounsaturated fatty acid. The transcript has 2 exons. The annotation marks the transcript as partial. Gene Ontology annotation, molecular function: fatty acid elongase activity. Gene Ontology annotation, cellular component: endoplasmic reticulum membrane.
UGUGUUUGUGUGUGCAGUAUCAUCGGGGCGGUGCGGACCAGUUCCUACAUGGUUCACAUCCUGAGUCUCCAGGGCUUCAGACGCUCCAUCUGUGAUCAGAGCUUCUACUACGGACCGGUCAGCAAGUUCUGGGCGUACGCCUUCGUGCUGAGCAAGGCCCCGGAGCUGGGCGACACGGCCUUCGUGGUGCUGAGGAAGCAGAAGCUGCUGUUCCUGCACUGGUACCAUCACAUCACCGUGCUGCUCUACUCCUGGUACUCCUACAAGGACAUGGUGGCGGGCGGUGGCUGGUUCAUGACCAUGAACUUCACCGUGCACGCUCUCAUGUACAGCUACUACUCUGCUCGCGCCGCAGGGCUAAAGGUCCCUCGACCGCUCGCUGUGAUCAUCACCAGCGCUCAGAUCGGACAGAUGGCGAUGGGCCUGCUGGUCAGCGCGCUGGUUUAUAAAUGGAUGAACAGCGCAGACUGCCCCACGCGCAUCGAUAACAUCGGCUGCGCCGCCGUCAUGUACGGGAGCUACCUGAUGCUGUUCAGCAACUUCUUCUACAAUACAUACCUGCGCCGGUGCCAAGACGCUCACCUGAAGAAAGAGUAGAGGAGAGGGGCAUUGUGGGGGAUCUGACGCCGCUAUGAACUCUAAUGAUUCGGUGUUUCUACUUCAAGGUGGAAACGGCCUCUAGUUUGUUUACCAAGGUUUGUUCUGAUGCUACGGACUCAUCGGAUUCAAGAUGGAAACGGCCUCUAGUUUGUUUAUGAAGUCAAGAUCUUAAAACCUUCCGCUCGUUAAAUGAGGUUUGUUCUGAUGCUACGAACUCUCAUCUGACUCGGACUGUCCUGUGUCCUGUCCUGUGUCCUGUCCUGUGUCCUGUGUCCUCUCCUUUCUUUAAACCUCCUGCUCGUUAAGAACUGAGUUUCUCUUCAGGAUGGUCUCUGCCUUCACUUUCUAACCCGGGUCCAGAUCUCUAACCUCCUACAGAUUCAUGACGACGUGUUUCUGCUGCAGGAAGUCUGAGAAACAUCUGAAAUCUGAUCGGAGAUAUUUGAACAAAUGAGCUUUCAGUCGGACAGAAGCAGACAGGCAUUCUGAAUUUCCUCUUUUUAUAUUUCUUGUUUUUCAUUUUCCUGUUUUGUUCUGUUCUCAGAAGUCCAGGACUUUUCUUCUGUUUCUGUUCCUGCUGCAAGAAAAUGCCUAACGGUCCUUAUUCAGAGCACAACGUGAGGACUUUCAGCUAAAAAAGAUCUGUAAAUCAACCACUUGUUCAUAAAACAAACAACUUUAAAAUAGCUCCAAUAAUAAUCAGUUUUCUGAGCGACUCUCCAGGGAAUCGGAUCAUUGGGGGUUUAAGAAGUGAAAGACCUGUAAAACAAAGAGUCCGUUUUAUAAUGAAAUAGUUUUAUAAAUGUCUUCAUCAGAACAGAAGUAAUAUCCAGUAUCGAUCGACCGCCACUGAUUUUAUUUCAUAUAGAAAGGUUCAUUUUAAACAAACUUUCAUAACAUUUUAGCCUAAAAACAAUUAAUAAUCAUGACCGAGAAAUACCUGUUUUUAAAAAGCCGGAACAAUUAAAUAUUUUAUAAUGGAUUAAUCGUAAAGGUCAUAUUUCAAUCAUAAAUGUCAGAAAAUGCUCCCAAAUGUGAUCUUUUGAAGUUACGAGAAAUUCAGAUUCAAGUUUUAAAUUUCACAGAAAAAAUACAGAAUAUUCUCGGAUUAUUUGCAAGAAACAAUAAUUGCACAUUGAAAUAAAAAAAAAAAUCAUUAUACAGAAAAAAAAACUCUUUUUGGGGAAAAUGUAAAACUUUAACCUUGAAAUUCCGUUUUUCCCCCGACAUUAUGACCCCUCCCCCACGGCU